This is a messenger RNA of Epithele typhae, 1926 nucleotides long. RefSeq lists its product as uncharacterized. NCBI's taxonomy places the organism in Eukaryota, Fungi, Basidiomycota, Agaricomycetes, Polyporales, Epitheliaceae. The record is from RefSeq and is a predicted model, not a curated record. Bases 1 to 1926 code for a protein of 641 amino acids. The transcript has a single exon. Gene Ontology annotation, molecular function: protein binding.
AUGACUGCCACGACCCCUUUCCUCACAUAUCCCGACUCAAUCCUCGUCAUAGACCGUGAAGCUCUUUCUGGCCUCUCAGAUGACGAAGCUAGACGCAUCUGGAUUGCCUCCCGCGUCGAGGAGUAUCGCAACAGUGCUCUAGCCCUUCUCUCCUUCCAUAACGACAUUGCGCCCAUUCAUCGAGCCCUUUCCACCGAAUUGCUCUCCCAGGUGUUCUCGUACUGCUGGCAAGAUACGCGUAGCAUAGCGGUAGCCCAUGUCUGUCGCCACUGGCGUGCUAUCGCACUGAAGACCGCAAGCCUAUGGGCCGCAGCCAUCGAAUCUCCCGGCAAGCAACUGUCCUUCAAUUGUCGCAACCCAAGCCUCCUGAACUCCCGAGGCAAAUUUGCAGCCUUCGCUCUUAAGCGAUCUUUUCCACAGCCUCUUCGCAUCAAAGUCCACCAUUUCCCCCGCUCCUUUGCUCUCACUCUUGGCCCUCACGCCAAUCGCCUUGUCGAUCUUUACGUUCAUCUCGAUGGUGCACACCAACUAAGAUAUCUAUCUGACGUACUCGCAACGGGCGCGCCGGACCUCGAGACGUUGGGCAUCACUUUCCCAGGUCACUUAGGGAUGCAUAAAGACUGGGAUUCGACAUGUUUCGCCUACGACGACCAAGUUUGUGCGCGCUCCAACUCACACGCCGGUUUCGGGAUAGUCCGAGAAGGGGUCAAAGGUUGGAAACGUACCACUGAUUCUCAAAAACACAUCAAAGGCACCCCUCGCCUGAAGAGCCUCCGUUGCAUCCCGAUCGACCUCCUCCCCCACUUCGUCACCCCCACGUUGCGCGAAAUAUGCGUCACCCCCGCGCAGUUCGACCGAGACCACGUGAAGGGGUUCGUGAACGCGCUGGUGGGGUGUCCGGACCUCGAACGCUUGAAAUUAUGGAUGGUGAACGACUACUGCCCAAUGUACGACUCAAACGUACAAGGAAUUGUCGAAGAACUCAUUCCUGACCCGGACUCGCCUUUGUGGGCAGCCGCUGGUGUGGUCAAUCUCCCCUCCCUCCAAGCAGUGGUCGCCAACGUCGGCACGGAUAGCUCACACAUGCUCUACCUGGACUGCGUCACAUUCCCUCAGAGUACCAGUCUCGACAUCAUUACGAAGGACUCAAAGCUUCGGGACCUUUUCACCGGACACGCGCUCCCGGCGCGGCGCAUCCAAGAGGCGGACGCCAUCCGCCUCAGCGACUCUUGUCAGCCGUUCAACUCGAAGUGGGAGACCGAGGUCGUGAUGUUCAAGGGGGACGCGGCGUCGAUCCGGAUCACGCGCACUCGCUCCGAAGGCCCCGACUGCGACCCGCUGCCUGCCUCGGAGACCCUGGACGACUGCGUCGCACUGCUGCGCGAGCACGGCACGAACGUCGCGCGCAUCAUUCUACACCAGCGGGGAUUCUAUGGCAAGCUCGACAUCCUCGGCCCCUUCCCCUCCAUCACGUCCCUCGAGAUCGCAGGGCCAUGCUUCGACGAGGUGCUUCCGGCGCUGCUAGUACGGCCCCAGCGCGCACCCAACACCCAGCCCGGCGUUGUGGUCUGUCCAAACUUGAAGAGCCUCGUCGUCUCGUUCCCCCGCGACUACGGCUGGCUUCAGAGGACGAUGAAGCGGAAACCGACACGGUGGGAAGAGAUGGCGGCGGUGACGCUGUGGGAUGAUCAGGCCGAGCUCGUGAAGGUGCUAGAGUCGAGGGCCGCGAAAGGACUUCGGUUGGAGCGCCUCGAGUGGCAGGCAUGGGAGUGGGACAAUGUCUGCAAACUCGAGGCUCCUCCGCAAGCAAUCGCCCACACGCUUAUGCCUCGCCCGGGGCUGGUCGUACAAUCUGCACUCGAGAAGUUCGUCGAUGGGCCUGUCGUCUUCGGAGGGGUCACAUAUCUGGAAUUACCCACGAAGUGA